Molecule: messenger RNA, 557 nt
Organism: Acaulospora morrowiae
Lineage: Eukaryota; Fungi; Glomeromycota; Glomeromycetes; Diversisporales; Acaulosporaceae
Source: the annotation of a GenBank genome assembly
AUGGAACAACCAUCUAUCACCUUGACUGCUACUCAAUCUGUCGACUAUCUUGGUCAAACUCAUGAUUGGACUACCACUGAUGUUAUCUACACUUACAAGGAAAUCACUCGUCAACUUGCCGCCUGCCGAGAAAAGAUUCGAGAAGAGAACGAACAAAAAUUGACUGCCGCUACCGUGGCCGCCAAAGUCCAAUCAUCCAAACAACAAAGACAUGUCAAAGAGCAAGCGAACCGCAAACAACCAGGUCACCAACAAUCGUCUCAACAGCAGCGUGCCUCUGGUAACAAGGUCAUUGGAAACAUCAGCAGGCAACUUCAACAACAAAAACACGAGUCUGCCUUACGUGCUGAGGAAAAGCGGUUGAUGCGCAUGCAAAAUUCCCUCUGGAGACGUAUGGGUCCCACCGUGGGUUGUGUUGGCAAAGGCAACAAGCUUGUUUCUCCAAGAACCUUGAAAUGCGUUGUGUGGGCUGAGAAGAAUUUUGGGGGGAUGACGAAGGAGAUAUUGUGCCCUUUAUCAGGAAACCUUUCGAUAGAUUUUGUGUCACACUACGAUGG